AUUGGGCCACUGGCAGGCCUUGGUGGCGUGUCAUCUGCGUCUGGAGGUGGUAAAUGUGUGGUGGAGUGCUGCGGUGGAGGCGAGGGGCAGCCACACCACCACAGCAAGACGACAAAAGAGAUUAUAUAAUGAGAUAGGUAGGAAUGAGUGUCCCACCACCAGAAUGUUUGAAAGGGCCUAUGCAUGUCCCCAGCAAGCUGUUGAUGGGUCCAGGUCCAUCCAACAGUCCACCACAGGUCCACCAGGCCAUGCUUAAACCCCUGCUGGGACACUUGCACCCAGAGUUCACUCAGAUCAUGGAUGAAGUGAAAGAAGGACUGCGUUACUUAUUCCAAACCAGGAGUGAUGUUGUCUGCUGUGUAAGUGGCACAGGUCAUGCAGGGAUGGAGGCCACCAUGUGCAACCUGCUGGAGCCCAAGGACAUCAUCCUGAUUGCUGAGAAUGGCAUCUGGGGUGAGCGUGCUGCUGACAUGGCAUCCAGACAUGAGGCUGAUGUUCGCAUAGUGAAGAAACCUGCAGGAGAAGUGUUUCAGUUGGAUGAGUUGGAGGCAGCUCUAAGGGAACACAGGCCGGCUGUUCUCUUUCUUGUGCAAGGAGAGUCUUCUUCAGGUGCCUUGCAGCCCAUCUAUGGCGUGGGGCCACUGUGCCAGAAGUAUGGAGCGCUGCUUGCUGUUGAUGCUGUGGCCUCACUUGGUGGCGUGCCUUUCCUGAUGGACCUGUGGGGCGUGGAUGUGGUCUACACAGGCACCCAGAAGGUUAUCUCAGCACCCCCAUCCAUGGCUCCCAUUGCCUUCAGUGACAGAGCUAUGGCCAAAGUGAGAGCACGCAAGAAGCCCGUCCGUAGCUUCUAUGCAGACAUAACUUGGCUGGCCAAUUACUGGGGCUGUGAUGGAGCCCCUCGCAAGUAUCACCACACGGGUCCAGUGAGCUCAGUUUAUGCUCUGCGCGAGGCCUUGUUCCUGGUGUGUGCUGAGGGUCUGGAGUCCUUGUGGGCACGCCAUGCUGCCUGUGCUCAGAGGCUGUAUGAUGGUCUGGCUGACCUCAACCUGCAGCUGUUCAUCUGUGACCCUGCUAACCGAACACCCACAGUCACCACCAUCAGAGUCCCUGAAGGAGUAGACUGGAUGAAGGUUACUAAAUACUUCAUGACCAAGUACCGAGUGGAGAUAAGUGGAGGACUGGGGCCCAGUGCCGGCCUGGUGUGGCGCGUGGGACUCAUGGGCUACAACUGCACCCAAGACAAUGUUGACCUUGUCCUGAAGAUCAUGAAGGAAGCACUUGACCAGCAGUCUGUCAUCACCAGCAAACUCUGAGAUGAGAAAUGCCUUAUAUUCUUCAAUAUGAUGAAAGGUUUACUAUUCACAAAAUUAUUUUACCUAUUAUGUAAGGUUUUAUAAUUGUAUCCUGGUAGAAUUUUUAUACAAUUAAUAUGUUUCACUAGUGAAUUGUGAACUAUGAAUUUGUGAUAGUUGUGAAAGAAUUGAUGUAAUGAGGGUGGUGAGCAUUAAAUGCAACCAAGAUUUACUUACUUCCACUUCUGAGUACUGCAGUAUUUCAUGUACCACACCACAACAGGGUCCAAAUCGUAAUGUCUUAUUUUAAAACUGCUCAAUCUUAAAUUUAUACUAGAGAUGUGUUUUGCAGACUGUAAAGACACACUCACCUUGACAUAUCAUCCACUCCCCAUUUUGAUGUGUGCAAUAUGUUGUUGAUACCAUGUAUUGUGUUGCUGCACCACACACACAGUGUUGUGUGUAUCCCUUGCUACUUUCCUCCAGACUAGACUAUGGCAGCUUAGUGGCAGGCUGAAAGUAGUGACAAUUUGGAUUAGUCUAUAAAAGUAGCAAUAAAUCUUCAUCUCAUAACUAUCAUUUCUUAGCAGUUCGGAAUGAAGAACAUCAGAACUUGCCACAUGAAGCCAGCAUGCUUAUGUGUGUAGCCUACAAGACAUAUCUACCUAUUAAAGGCAACCCCCACUUAACGAAUGGGUUACGUUCCUAUAAAAACGGUUCAUCAUGUGAAUUUUUUGUUAAGCGAACCAAUUAUAACAAGUUUGACUCCUAACUUGAACUUCCAUUGAUAGUGAACAAAGUGAGAGUGCAUCAUAGUACAGUAAAAGGUUUAAUGAAAGUAAAAAUUAUGAAGUUCUAAGUCAUAAUAAUGUACACACUAACUUUAUAAUGUUGAUCUCUUAAAUUUAUGAAGGGAGGGAGAGUGGAGCAGGAAAGACACUAUUUGGCAACCUGUGGAACGUAAACAAAAGGCGCAUCAUUGCACCGCAUACUUAUGUACCACAUUUCCACAAGGCUUUCCAUUUUAUCCAUUGCAGAGUCACAACUUUGGGUGGUUCUUUUAGCUUGCAAGGAAGAUACGGUCUCACCAGCCUUCUUAAUAUUUUAAUAGAGUCUGCCGACUUGAAAAUAGUAGAGACAGUAGAUGGAGUCAAGCCAUGGUGGUAAGCAAUGCUGUUUAUUAGUUUUCUCGCCUCUCUCAUGUCUGUGAAUAAUAUCCAGCUUCACUUCGAGAGUAAGAGACUUCAUGGUCUUCUUAGCAAUGGUAGGCGACAUUGCAGGGCUGGAUGCAGGGUGUUUUGGUGGCAUGUUGAGCGAGGGAAGACAAGCUGCUGCUGGACGCUGUUAUUGUUUCAAAUUAAAAGCGGGGAAGGAUAGGGGAGUGAGUGGUGCGCGUUUUGCCCUUGAGAGGUGCUUGUGUUUUCAAAAGCCUAUCGGCUUGCAUGAUAUGACGGGGCUUUCAAACUUGGAAAAAAUUACCUGGAUAAAAUUUUGUUAAAGUGAGUUUGGUGUUCGUUAUACGAGCAGAUGGUAGUAAAAGGAAACGUUCAUUAUGGCGAAAUUUUGUUGUAUGAACAUUCGUUAAUCGGGGGUUACCUGUAUCUGUACCCUUAAGUUUAUCUAGUCUAGUUUUACGGCCUUUUAUUAACUGCCAAGUCUGAACCCAAAACAUUUACUCAUAUCUUGGUUAUUAAUCCUAACAAUUACAUGAGAAAUAUAAUCUUGGUCAUAUACCUUACAAAACAGCUAUGACCAAUCAGAUCACCUCUACCUUUAUUAGGUGAAAUUCAGAAGGUACAAAUUCCUCCCAAGAAAUAUUUUGCAUUGUGUCAUUGUCAGCCAUUUUUCUCUGCAUUAACAAACAAAACAAGACAUCCUUUAGAUAUUCAUCUUAUCUAUGUUUGCUUGGCCAUUCUGUUGGAAUAAAACACAAUUUACCUAUCUACCUAUCCAUCUUAGGGUCACUUACAAAUCUACUAACAUUUAUACUAAUUCCAUUAUCUGAAUCAUCAUUACAUAUUAAGAAUUAGCAGUGCAAGAAAAUUUUUCUUGUAUGCCACCAGUUGCAAUUCACACCACUCUGAUAUAGAGUAGGAAAUGUAACUGUUGCCCAUCUUAGGACCAUGACCUAAUCUUUGUAUACUAGAACCUUAUCAAAUGCACUAAAUAUUUGCAGUGUCAAGGACUUUACACUGAAGUCUCUAUAAUGAUAAAACUAAGUUGAAAGCAGAAGCAGUCCUGUGAACCAUUUAUCAAAAAUAUUAUUAGUUGAAUAGAUUAAAAAAAUUAGACAAUUUUAGACAAAUCUACAAGUAAAGGGAGAGCUCAAAGCUCAAUAUUAACAUGUUAAUCUCCUACUGUCUUGAAAAUAGAAAUUAUAUUUGUUUCAACAUCACUUCUUUUAACUGAUGAAUAAAGUAACUGCAGAGCAAGUUUGGUGAGAAGAGGAGUGGACAAAGGUAAUCUCAAAAUGUAUGAGAAUGGCAGUGUGUGACAGUUAUGAAAGUUGGAGAUCUGAAUGAAAUUGAUAGUUUUCAAAGAUGAACAUUAUAUGGAACUGGGCAAGUAGCUAUAUAACAUGAACAAAGCUGGCACAUGCAGCCAUGAAGUGAAGUUCUGAGAAGCUGGAGAGAAGUGUUAAGGAGACAUCUCAACAACUAUAUAUAAUGAAACUUUACCAUCAGGUGAGUAAACUGACCUAUGUAACCACAUGGUUACAUGACUAAUUUAUGAAAAAAAAAUAAAUAAUUGAAUUUACUAGACACAAUAUUCAUUGUGUCUGUCAAGUACACAACUCUUGCCAUCUGAUGAAUUUGUAACCUUGCCAACAAAAUGUAACUCGUAAAGGUGUACUAAAUUUACCAGCAGUCGUCUUUAACAUUCCAUCACAUCUGUUUAUGAUGAGUACAAGUUGCCAGCUUUCUGUGUUUGUUGUUCUUAGUUUCCUGAGGGACAGGUAAACCAUGCCAAUGUAUGUAUGUCAAAUUCCAUAUACCAGAAAUUAUAUCAAUAAAUAAUGGUGCUAUAAGAAAUUUUUAUAUGCAUAAUAAAGAUUGGUGCUUUAAAA
Molecule: messenger RNA, 4359 nt
Organism: Portunus trituberculatus (swimming crab)
Lineage: Eukaryota; Metazoa; Arthropoda; Malacostraca; Decapoda; Portunidae
Product: alanine--glyoxylate aminotransferase-like
Exons: 8
Coding region: 144-1313 (389 amino acids)
Cellular component (GO): peroxisome
Molecular function (GO): L-serine:pyruvate transaminase activity; L-alanine:glyoxylate transaminase activity
Source: RefSeq, a predicted model, not a curated record